This is a messenger RNA of Tupaia belangeri chinensis (Chinese tree shrew), 1551 nucleotides long. RefSeq names its product doublecortin domain containing 2C (gene DCDC2C). Gene Ontology annotation, biological process: intracellular signal transduction. NCBI's taxonomy places the organism in Eukaryota, Metazoa, Chordata, Mammalia, Scandentia, Tupaiidae. Gene Ontology annotation, cellular component: microtubule; microtubule organizing center. Bases 29 to 1357 code for a protein of 442 amino acids. The record is from RefSeq and is a predicted model, not a curated record. The transcript is spliced from 12 exons.
UCACAUAGUCCCCAGAAAACCUGCGAAGAUGAGGAAGUUGAAGGAAAUCAAACCAGUGGUCCACUGUGACUUAAACGUGCCUUCCAGGUGGCAGGCCUACCACCGCGUGUCCCGGCAUGUGAAUGUUUUCACAAAUGGAAGGUUAUUUAUUCCACCUGUGAAGAUCAUCAUUCCCAAAUUCUGCCUGUCUGACUGGACCCACGUGUUGGCUGUGAUCGGAGAGAAAGUCUUUCCUCUGGGAGGUGUUCGCAAAUUAUUCACAAUGACCGGGCACCUCCUGGACAGCUCAGAGGACCUGCAGGACAAUCAUUUCUACGUCGCCGCAGGGCUGGAGACCUUCAAGCCGGUCCCCUACUGGAAAUCCCCGAGGGUCCCCAGCGAGGUCCAGCUAAAGUUUGCAGCGGAUGCUGAAAAACACCCACAAAGAAAGAAAAAAGAGGAUUCCAAAGCAAAAGAGCCUCAUCUACAGGAUGGCCUGCCGCCUAAGACCCAGGAUUCUGUGUACUACGCCAAAGAGGGGGCGAGGCCAGAGCUGGCGGGCCCUGUGGUCCGCAGCGGGGCAGAAGGCGACGUGUAUACAGCCCCGACCCCUAACAAGGAGGCCCGGGGGGCGCCAGAAGUGAAAGAGGACCCCUGUAUGCAAGUGGAGGUGCCCGUGGACCAGGCCCCGGCCGAGAUGGUUGGCGAGAACGAGGAGAUAUGUGACGACACCUCCAGUCUGGGGGGCACCGAGGUAAAAGAAGAGGGAAGGCUUUAUGACGACCCCGAGAGGAAGGAAGACUAUUCACGAAUGUGUUUUAAGAAAAAGUUUCCCUUAAGACACAACACAAAGAAAAAAGCAUCUCUCAAGAGCCUCAGCAAGAAUAAAAAAGUGGUUCCGGUUCCUGAAAAAGUACCACAUGACGUUCUAGAAGAAAAGAACACACCUGUACUCCCAGCAGAAAAUGAAGCCCAGACAGAACCACCAAGGAGACAGCAGUCACACGAACUCUCACCAAGACAAGGACAGCUCUCUGAGGAACAGGCAUCCUCUGAACAGUCAUCCCAGGAACAGUCAUCCCAGGAACAGCUCUCUGAGGAACAGGCAUCCCAGGAACAGGCAUCCCAGGAACAGCUCUCUGAGGAACAGGAACCCCCCGACCAGUCGUCACCGAGACAACCGUCCCAGGAACAGCUCUCUGAGGAACAGGAACCCCCCGACCAGUCGUCACUGAGACAACCAUCCCAGGAACAGCUCCCUGAGGAACAGGAACCCCCUGAACAGUCACCCUUGGGACAGCCAUCCCAAGAACACAUUCCUGAGAAACCCAAAUCCCCCGAACAGGCGUCCUUAGAACAAGCGUCUCAAAACAAAUGACCCAGGACCAACGACGACAACAAACACCGUGCAGACGGAACGCAGCCUGUGGGGAAGCGCAAUGGUCAGACGCUGGGUGGACACUGAGACAAACGGAAGUAAAAUUAGACUUUUUUUCACAUUAUGUUGAACAGGUAUGUCGGUAGAAUAUUACAACCGUGGAUUGCUUAUUUUGGUGGUGAGACUUAAACAAC